AACAGCUGGAAGCAGAAGACUGAAGUGCGCUUGAAUUUAAUCACAGACUUUGUUUAUUACCGCAUCUACGCGCCAUCGAAAACGCGGCGCCAACGUUAAGCGCACAGAAUUGACCGGAUGAGAUGCUGCUGCGACGCCUCCUGGGCUAUGGCGUCUUAGGCGCCGGAGUCGGCUCCGCUGGCUGGAGUCUGCACACAAAUGACUAUGAUCCCAACUCCCUGGGCAUUGUGAGGCUUUCGCGGUCCGCCGCUGCGGUCGUGGACGUGGCACUCACCUAUAAGCGGGAACUCUACUACAGAGAAUGGGACAAGACCACGCCGGAGUACAAAGCGGAAAAGAGUCGCGUCCACAAGAUCGCAGCAGAGAAGCUACUAGAGCUAAUUUGCACAAACAAGGGUGUUUACAUCAAGGUGGGUCAGCACAUUGGUGCCUUGGAGUACCUGCUGCCCAAGGAGUUUGUGCAGACGAUGAAGAUUCUGCAUUCGGAUGCGCCGCAGAACCCCAUCGAGGACUUGUACAAGGUGAUACGUCAGGAUUUGCGCUGCAAUCCCGAAGACAUUUUCGAGAGCUUCGAGCGGGAGCCCCUGGGAACAGCCUCACUCGCUCAGGUGCACAAGGCGCGGCUCAAGAGCGGCGAGGUGGUGGCUGUCAAAGUCCAACAUCCCUAUGUCAAAGGAAACUCCCGGGUGGACAUGAAGACCAUGGAACUAGCUGUCAAUGUACUGGCGCGGAUAUUUCCUGACUUCAAGAUCCAUUGGCUGGUGGAGGAAUCUAAGAAGAACCUACCCAUCGAGCUGGACUUCCUUAACGAGGGACGCAACGCCGAGAAAGUGGCCAAGCAGUUCGAGAAGUACAACUGGCUGCGGGUGCCCAAGAUCUAUUGGAAAUUCAGCUCCUCACGUGUUCUAGUCAUGGAAUAUCUAGAGGGUGGACAUGUGACGGACCUGGACUACAUUCGGGCCAACAAAAUCGACACCUUUGCGGUGGCCAAUCGCAUUGGUCAGCUGUACUCCGAGAUGAUAUUCCGUACCGGCUUCGUGCACAGCGAUCCGCAUCCGGGCAACAUCCUGGUGCGACGCACGCCGAAGAACACUUUGGAAAUCGUCCUACUGGAUCACGGUCUCUAUGCCAAUCUAACGGACAAGUUUCGUUACGAUUACUCCAAUCUCUGGCUAAGUAUUCUCAACGUGGAUCGCAAGGCCAUGCGGCUGCACAGCGAGCAGCUGGGUAUUAAGGGUGACCUGUACGGCCUAUUUGCGUGCAUGGUGACGGGUCGACCAUGGGAGACGGUGAUGCAGGGCCUCACAAAAGUCAAAUAUUCCAAAGAAGAGAAAAACACACUGCAGAACAACACUUCACUGGUGCUCCCACACAUCUCGGACGUCCUCGAGCAGGUGGACCGCCAAAUGCUGCUCAUUCUUAAGACGAACGACUUAAUUCGCGGCAUCGAGUCAACGCUGCGAACCCAAAACCGGAUGACGGCCUUCUGGGUCAUGUCCAAGUGCUGUGUGCAAUCCUCUUACGCCGAGCAGCGAGCCCAACAGGCCGCAACCGGCUCCUCGCGGAUCCUGUGGCUGCGGUUGCGCGAGCGCUGGGAGCUGUUCAAGCUUAACUGUUACUACCUCUACCAGGGACUGAUUAACUUCGGUUUCCUGGAGGCCCUCAAGCAGGUUAUUUAGUCUAGAUGUGGUCUGGUCCCUCAAUUAAAAGUACAAAACUCUUGACGAGUCUUAG
Molecule: messenger RNA, 1734 nt
Organism: Drosophila serrata
Lineage: Eukaryota; Metazoa; Arthropoda; Insecta; Diptera; Drosophilidae
Gene: Adck1
Product: aarF domain containing kinase 1
Biological process (GO): lipid homeostasis; mitochondrion organization; protein phosphorylation
Cellular component (GO): mitochondrial inner membrane
Molecular function (GO): protein kinase activity; ATP binding
Source: RefSeq, a predicted model, not a curated record